This is a messenger RNA of Phytophthora nicotianae INRA-310, 1965 nucleotides long. RefSeq lists its product as hypothetical. The record is from RefSeq and is a predicted model, not a curated record. Gene Ontology annotation, molecular function: protein binding. The coding region runs from base 1 to 1965 and encodes 654 amino acids. The transcript is spliced from 3 exons. Lineage: Eukaryota; Oomycota; Peronosporomycetes; Peronosporales; Peronosporaceae.
AUGGAGUCUGUAUCAGCCUUGCUUCAGCUCGUGCGUGACGCCGCUAGCGGCGCCCAGAGCUCCAACCUGCGCGAGAGAGAUCUUCUUGCUAGCUUAGAGAGCGUCAGGAAGCAGCUUCAACGCUCUACAAUGCCCCCGGAGUCCAAUGCAAUCGCAAUAUGUCACGUAACAGCUCAAGUGUCGGCUUUCCUGAUCCAAUAUCGACCUCUUGCAGCUCAAAACGCGAGUUCCAAGUGGCACAAGCGCGUGUUUCUCCUCGAGGCCGCAGUGGCAAGUGCAUUCACCAGCUUUACAAACGCUGAGGAGCUGAAAAAUGAAGAUAGAGGAGACUUGUGCAACAUGAUGAAAUGGUUAUACCAAAGGCUCUGGGGGAUGGCGCAGACGCCACAACAGGCUGCCAAAGUCGUUACCGUCAUGACAAAAUUGUGUGUUCUACUGGCAAUUUGCUGGUUGUCCUAUGACCGUAUUGGGAGGCUGAUAAAAGUAGAGAAUCUGCUCACAAUAUGUAGCAAUUUCUGCUCGGAUUAUGAGUCAACCAAGCCGUUAGCCAAGUGGCCGCUGUUUCUACUUGGAAUGGUGGAAAUGACCGAGAAUCAGGACUAUAUCGGGGCUUUAGAGUGUCUUCGGAGUGCUGUGGAAAUAUGUGAUGGCUCGGAGCUAGAUGGAGUGCUCUUCUACUGGUAUGCAGUAGCUUUGAUCCACAGUGGACACUCAGGCGAUGCGGUUAUGGCACUGGAUAAGUGCAUUCGGGCCAAUUACGAACCUACUGCUUGUCUAUCGCUUCAGGCUCUCGUGAACUUGCAAGCGACGGAUUACCAUGCUGCUUCAGAGCAGCUUCAACGCGCACUGGGCAUCAACUUCGAAGAUCCAAAGUCGAUGUUUAACUACGGACUGUUGAUGGAACAAAUGGAUAACUUUGAGGCACAGCAGCAACUACUCGAGUAUGUUUUGGAGUUUUAUGGAGCUGGAAGUGCAGAUUCAACAGCUAAGCAGCUCGGAGAUGCUGAUCAAACAAAGACAACCGCUCUUUUUGACGAAAGGAGUUUGGCAUCUUUACUUCCGUCACGACAGACAAGUUUGGACCUAUCGAGAGUGCAUCUUCACUUGGCUAUGGCUGCUAUGGAAAAUGGCGAUUGGGUGGAGUCAAAGAAGCAUUUUGAAGAAUUUCUUGGUGUUGAACAUCAAUGCGCUAUCACUACCACAGUCUUAGAGGCUGCACGCGACUAUGUCUACGUGCUGCUCCAGUGCAAGCUCCCGUCCUUGGCAUUACGUAAAUGUGAGCAAAAUUUGCAGAAUGCGGUUACCGAUACCGUGAAUGAAGACGAUAUGAUAUCACUGCUGCUACUUCAUUUAUACAAAGCUGACGCGUUACUGUGCUUGGAACGCGUUGAUGAAUGCUGCGAAUAUCUCCAGCAGAUCGUCCAGCCCAAAAUUCAAGAAAUCAUGUCACGAGAACAAGCUACUACUGCUAUUUCAGAAGAGGUUGUAUCGUGCCACACACAGCUUCUCAACAACUUGGCUGUUGUUGUCGCUUGCUGCUCCGGCGUCGAUCCCGCUAUCUCGAUCUUACGUGAAGGACUGCAGCAGUAUCCCGACUGCCUCGCCUUGAAAUUCAAUCUCGUUUUGCUGCUCUGGAGGAAGGACGAUAAACCGGCUGCGUGUACUAUGUGGGUGAAAGCUCGAGGUUGGGAUCUCCAAGCAAAGAUCAAUGGGGCAGAUGUAGGCACUACGUACCAGAAUGCUGCGCUAUCUGCUAGCACAUCUCAAAUGCCAUCCAUUUCGGAGCAUGUGCAAGGCGACCUUGAUGGGGAAGACGGUAUAUCUGCGCAGCAACUUGUGUAUCUGGAUGCGUUGAUUCUAAAUUAUUGGCGCAAAACGCGGGAAUCCCAGCUUGUCGACUAUUCUCUGCAAUACAUCGAGUACCUUGAGAGUCUUGGCACCACAGAUAUCCCUCAGAAUAAUUGA